CUGACGCCUCCCCCGGUCGGCGCGGCCAUGGCGGCGCGGCGGCGGUAAAGGGAGGCGGGUAUGGCGGGGCCCGGCGGGGCCCCUCCGCGCCUGGCUCUGGUCCUCGCCGUUUUGGCAGCGUUGGUCGCCGUUAAGUACUACCGGGACGCUGAAGUAGCUCGUCAGCAGGAGCUGGCACUGAAGUCUUUGGGAAGUGAGGGGCUUUUUCUCUUUUCUUCUCUGGACACAAACAACGAUCUGUACCUCAGUCCAGAAGAGUUCAAGCCGAUAGCUGAGAAGCUGACGGGGGUUGCUCCCAUCUCAGAAUUUGAAGAGGAAGAAACGCCUGAUCCAAGCGGGGAGACGUUGUCCAUUGUGGCUAAAUUCCAGCCUUUGGUCAUGGAAACAAUGACGAAGAGCAAAGAUGGUUUCUUGGGAAUUUCUCACGUCGCUCUGUCUGGGCUGAGGAAUUGGACUGCCCCAGCAGCCCCUAUGAGCGUGAUGCUUGCCAGGCAGUUUAAAGCCUUCCUUCCUCCAAAGAAUAAACUGGAUCUUGGGGAUCCGUGGUGGAUAAUUCCUAGCGAAUUGAACAUCUUCACUGGGUAUCUUUCCAACAACAGAUUUUACCCUCCGCCUCCCAAGGGCAAAGAGAUCAUAAUCCACAGGCUUUUGAGCAUGUUCCACCCACGCCCCUUCGUCAAAACCCGCUUUGCUCCCCAAGGAGCAGUGGCCUGCAUCCAAGCCAUCAGCACCUUCUACUAUACCAUAGCAUUCAGAAUCCACGCUGAGUUCCAGCUGAACGAGCCACCAGACUUCCCUUUCUGGUUUUCCCCAGGCCAGUUCACAGGUCACAUCAUCCUCUCCAAGGAUGCUUCCCAUGUCAGAGAGUUUAAGCUCUUUGUUCCCAACAACAGGUCUCUGAAUGUUGAUAUGGAGUGGCUGUAUGGGGCGAGCGAAAGCAGCAACAUGGAAGUGGAUAUCGGUUACCUGCCUCAGAUGGAGCUGGAGUCAACAGGGCCUUCAAUCCCCUCUGUGAUCCAUGACGAGAACGGAAAUGUGAUUGACAGCAGGGAUCCCUCAGGGGAGCCCAUUCAGUUUGUGUUCGAAGAGAUAACCUGGCAGCAGGAAAUCCCCUGGGAAGAGGCAGCCCAGAAGCUGGAAGUGGCAAUGUAUCCAUUUAAGAAGGUCUCCUAUCUUCCCUUCACACAAGCUUUUGAGAGAGCAAAAGCAGAAAAGAAGCUGGUGCACUCGAUCCUGCUGUGGGGUGCCCUGGACGACCAGUCCUGCUGAGGUUCAGGGCGAACUCUCCGGGAGACGGUCCUGGAAAGUUCGCCCAUCCUCGCCCUGCUGAACGAGAGCUUCAUUAGCAGCUGGUCGCUGGUGAAGGAGCUGGAAGAGCUGCAGACCAACAGAGAGAAUGAGUUCUACAGCAAGCUGGCUGACCUGCACCUGGAGAAAUACAACUUCCCCGUAGAGAUGAUCAUCUGCCUUCCCAACGGCACGGUGGUUCACCAUAUCAAUGCCAACUACUUCCUGGACAUUACUUCUAUGAAGCCCGAAGAUGUUGAAAGUAGCAUCUUUAGUUUCUCCACCAAUUUUGAAGACCCUUCUACUGCAACUUACCUCCAGUUCUUGAAGGAAGGACUGCAAAGAGCAAAACCAUACCUGCAGACCUAAAAACAAAGGCACCUGUAUGCCCCACAGAGAUGGCCAAAGACUUCAGAGAUCUAUUUUGAUUACAGCAAUUCUUCCUCAUCUUCAUGGCAGACAUUGAUGUUAAGAUGCAGACAGUCCCAGAACUGGGGCUUUGCUCAGGAUGUCGGUUUGAGGCUAAGUUUCAAGUGACACUAGUUUACAUAACCUGCCCUUUUGAGUUAAGGCAAAUUUUUACAGGAGCGAAAAUACUUGAAUCUAUAAAUAUUCUCGGUGCAUACGCCUUGGUCUGCCAUUCACCCUCAUGUAUUUCCAGCUCCUGUUCAGACUCUGUGGUGAAACUCAUGUAACAGCUAUACCAAGCGUCACCUGGAAACCCCAGAUCUCAAGGACUGGACUGUGUGUAGAAUCACGGAGAACAAGCAUUGCUAUUACGACCAAACACUCGUGGUGAGCGCCUGUGCCCUGUGGGCGAAGGUGCAGAAUCCAGCACAGGUGGGAAGCUCCUUCAUGGUAGCCGGUGGCUUCCACAGCUCCUCGCCAGUGGCAGCUCUGAGCUGUAAGGUGCCCUGUGGCUUGGACGCCAGCUCUUCAUGAUGGCAUUUGUUGACAGCAGUGGCGAGCAAUGUGUAAUGGGACUGUAGCUGGUAACAUGUAGACGUGAACGUAGGCGGUUUGAACCAGAGGCUGGAGCUGUGGAGCAGCCUCCUCAGCACCCUGUGUGAGAUGGUGGGAGAGCAGUCUCACUUAGGUUCUGUGCACCUGAGGGAGGUGGUGAGGCUGACACAGUGAAAUUAGGAACAGAGACCAGGGCAUUAGGGGUAUGGUGCAGCUCACAGACAUCAGGCAUGGAUUAACUCGGGGGCCAGAGCUUCUGUUAGCUCCACCAGCGCAGUACAUGCACUCCAGGCUACGGGACAUGGUGCCCCUCCCACUCAGCCCAGGGCUGUUCUCACCCCACUGGCUUUGAGAGCUUUGUUCUCCCAGUGUCUCCUCAGAGGCGAAAUACUCCGUCCAUGUUUGCUUUGAGCUUCCAAGUCACACUGAACGACGAACCGGGAUGAAGUUCCCUUUGGGAACGGGACGUUCAGUGUUGCUCUGAGAGCAUUAACUGGUUGAGAACUGAGCAGUUCUAAAGCCAGCAGUACUAAAGAAAUCUUCAGGAGAUUUUUCCAAAGAAAUCGGACAGAACACCAUUGUCCCUUAUCUGUAACCACCCUGAGCAGUUGCUCCUAUUCUGUACCAAUGCCUGGCUACAGAGUGAGCAUAAAUUGGAGAAGGAAAGGUUAAAUGAAAUGGGUUUCAAAGCAUAUACCUGUAGGUAGGUGAGGAGACAAAGCAUCCUCAAUAGAUGGCUGCAAACAGCCAUGGCUGUUGAUGCUUUUUUGCUCUCUGAAGCACAAUUUUGUUGGACCAAAUCAAACGGGGGGGAAAAACCUUUUUUUUUUUUUUUGGAAGGGGUAUUUUCAUACCUGGGAGGGACCCAGGGGCGGUGAUUACCUUGUCCCCACUCUGCCCCAGCCCUCCUGCCUGUGUCCGUGGCUGGAGACUGAGCUUAGAUGGACCUCUGGGCUGAGCCAGUGUAGCUUCACUAAUUGCUGUAGUGAGAUUAAUUACCCCUGGGAUGUUUCUCAGUAUCGGCUUUAUAACUAUGCAUUAGCUCUGCACUUUUCUAGCACUCCAAGGGCCUACAGUAAUGAUAGGCUCAGAUCUGGCAGCGCUUUCAGCUGUGGAAAGCACCAAAGCCUCCAGGCAGCGUUCGAGACCAGGCUCCUGUCACAGCAGCGGUCUCGUCCCUUCAGGGGACUUUGGCCCAAGCAGAGAACGGCAGAGGAGACCGAGUGCCUGCCUCCCCCAGCUCCUCGGGCGGCACAGCUGUAGGGUACAUCUGCCCUUCUGGCUUUUACAAAGCUUCAUGUGAGGAAGUUUUGUUGCAUCUUCCCUGAGCCCCUGGGUCAGGGGCUACGGAUGUGGAAGUUGGCACCUGUCAGUUGUGCUUGGGUGGAGAGUUCCUUCCAUUUGUUUUCCUUUCCACCAGUUUUGCAGCAGAAAGGGGCCAGAGAGGGCAGUGGCUGAGCAGGCAGGGAUUGCUGUUGUCUUCUCAAGGCCCGGACAAACAGGCAGAGCAGGAGCUCUGCAUCGCCGGGGCAGCCCUGCGGCCUUCUGCAGGUGGGGAGUUGCGAGGGGCAGUGUCGCUGACCCUGCAGAUCCCAGCAGAGCCAGUGCCUGCGACAGGCCCGUGCACACACAGGGCCCCUGCCUGAACCUGCGCUGAGCCCAGGCUCCCACGAAGGCUUUGGGAUCCCUGAAAAUACCUUGGUUUUCCCUCUAGGAACUGCCGGUCCCCUGCAGCUCUGCCCAGAGCCACCUCUGAGCGCUCCUGGGGUGAAGGGGGUUCGGCUGAAGGAGUCUCCCCAGGCUGGAGUGGCGUGGGGGGACUCGACUGCGUCCCCCCGUUAACUCAUUAACUGCAAACCUGCCUAAUUGAUCUGUCGCUGCCCAUUCGCUGCCGUGGGAGAGGCUUUUAUUAAUACGCGCCAAGCUUUUUGUCGCCUAUUUGUAACCUCACGAAGUUUUUUCGAUAGGUUUGUGAUACCUCGGGGGGAAGGCGCUGCUUUUCCCCACCUCCUGUACUUCGUGACGCUCUGGCCUGAAACCCGCAGCGGGUCAGAGCCGAUGUCUGUCAGCGAGGCUCGGGGGGAAGCAGCCCCGCGCGGUUCGGUGCCGUUUGCCGUGACGGGCCGCCGGGCCCGGCUGUAGCUGCACUCGUUAAACCCGUCCCACCACC
Molecule: messenger RNA, 4420 nt
Organism: Grus americana (Whooping crane)
Lineage: Eukaryota; Metazoa; Chordata; Aves; Gruiformes; Gruidae
Gene: SELENON
Product: selenoprotein N
Exons: 12
Biological process (GO): calcium ion homeostasis; skeletal muscle fiber development
Cellular component (GO): endoplasmic reticulum membrane
Source: RefSeq, a predicted model, not a curated record